UGUCUCAAAUCUAAAACAUGUGAGCUUUGUUAUUGUUUAUUUUUGCUAUUCAAAAUUUCCUCUAUUUUGUAAAUGUUAUUUAUUUAUUCAUAUUUAUAAUGAGUGGCAUUAGUUUAUUGGGCAACGAAUGUAGAUUCCUACCUUUUGUAAGAAAGUUAUGUUCUCAAACCAGAAAAACGAACACCAUCUCUGCUACCCUUGCAGAUUAUAAAAUACAGUUUUCAGAAGGGACUGGUCAGAAAAUAUUGGACACAAUGAAUAAAUCCUCUCCAGAUGAUCUUUCUAAAUACAAAAUAUCAAAUGUUAAUAUAAAAAACCUAAUUGAUUGGAAAAAAGAAAGAGGUCCUUUUAAAACAUUGAGUGAUCCUUUAGAAGUUGAUGGGUUUGAUGUGCAAUUGUUGUUAGAGUUUUAUAAAAGCAUGGGAUCUAUUAAAGUAACCCAAUCGAAACGAAAGUCACAUGGAUCCGGGAAUGAAAAACAUUUAAUUAGGCCAGAAUUGAAGCCAAAUCUAAUCAGUUCAUUACAGUCAGCUGUAGCGAUACAUCUUGAGUCUAUUGGUAUUGGGUGGGUUAGGCUAGACAGAUCCAGUAAGGUAACACACUGGAAUUGUGAACAAUUUAGCUCAUUGCCUGAUAAAAUGUGGCCUGUAGAUACUUUUAAUUUGGCUGUAAGUCUAUUAAAAAAAACUCCUCCUAGUGACGUAUAUAUAUUUGAGAAAUCUAACUCUUUGAGCCCUCAGAGUAAAACAAAGCCAUUGAUGGUAUCAUCCCAUAGUCAACAUCUAGAACUUUUGUCCAUGCUUAUGGCUUUGUUAAAUUCUAGCAGUAUUCAUAAUCCAGAAAGCAAUUUGAUAAACAAUCCACCUACUAUUGAAAAUAAGGUCUUUUACUUAAAAAACAAAAUGACUGCCAGAUUAUUUGGAACUUUGAUUGGUUCUGAGAGAGUAUCUGCAAUUCCACUUGUAAAAUCAAUAGUACAAAAAAACGUAGACCCACAUAAAUUACCUUGUGUACCCGUAGAGUUUGUUCCCGGAAUGGCCGAUUUUUUUCAACAGCAGAGUCCAGUGCAGAAGGAAAUUCUUGCAAAAUCCUUAAUGCUAGGCAUCACUUUCAUGAAUUUAUGUAUUCUAAGGAAUGCAAAUACAUUUAAUGCCUUAAAGGCAUCACGAACUGAUAAAAAUACCACAAGUGAGACAUAAUAGUGCUAUGGUAUAUAUUAGUGAAGGUUUUCGUAGUUUUACCUGUCUAGCACAAAAUGAAGGGUAUAGAGUUAUAAUUUGCUGGAAAAAAUAUAUUUCAAAGUUUAAUAAGAAUAGCCUACAUUUAUUAAGAUCAGUUUAUUUUGAUUCUCUACUCUGUUUCCUGAU
Messenger RNA from Anthonomus grandis grandis, 1367 nucleotides. Its product is annotated as transcription elongation factor, mitochondrial. The transcript has 7 exons. Gene Ontology annotation, molecular function: DNA polymerase processivity factor activity. The record is from RefSeq and is a predicted model, not a curated record. Gene Ontology annotation, biological process: mitochondrial transcription; transcription elongation by mitochondrial RNA polymerase. Gene Ontology annotation, cellular component: mitochondrial nucleoid. NCBI's taxonomy places the organism in Eukaryota, Metazoa, Arthropoda, Insecta, Coleoptera, Curculionidae. Bases 99 to 1199 code for a protein of 366 amino acids.